AUGGAUAGUUUCAACUUAGCAUAUAAACGUGAUGAAGAGGAAUCAAAGUGGUUGGAAUUAUUAAAGGCAUUCAAUGAUAUACACCAGAAUGAUAGGACAUUCGUUGAUAAGUUUGGUCUGUUGCAGAAGAAACAAUUUACUCUGAAUCUGUUUGAUAUAUUACAAACUGAGAUCAAAGAGACCAAGAGAUCAAACGUCGCCAUCCUUCAAACACUCAUUGCUCUUCGUAUAUCCCUUCGUGAGAUACCAACUGAUGAGGAGUCAAUAGUACUUCAGAACUUGAACCUCUUUAUCAAGUUUGGUAAUAUUGGAGAGGAUAAUAAGACGACGAUGUAUUCAGAUGAGAUUAGAGAGGAGGCGCUCAAGUCAACAAUCAACUCAAUUGUAAAGUCACAGUCGAUACAUAACAAGUUUGUAAAUGAACUUAAUGGUCCAGUGUUGAUCACCAGAGAGUUGAAGAAGGGCGCAGACGACAAGGUGUCAAUGCCAAUAUACAAGAUACUCAUUCAUUGUUGCACACGUGUGGAGGUGCGCGCCAAGGUGCUGGGCGAAGGCCUGUUGGACCACGUCGCCGACCAGAUGGAAGCCCGCACCACUGGCAACUUUGAAGCGUCCGUCAUACUUGGUGACCUGUUCCGUUUGAUGUUCACGUCUACCAUGCAUCUUGGCCCAUUGGACAGUGGAUCGCACUCGGAUCUCAAGGUCACUGAGGCAGACUAUGCACGUCUGCGUCGUCUGUUCCCCACGUUCAAGAAGAUCUUCACCUACCAUUGCAAUGCAACGCAUCAAAUGUACAGCAUCAAACUGGCACUAGUAUCAACAUUGCUCAACACUCCCAAGGAUCUAUUCGAUGAGCUAGUCGAUGAGAUACAGUUAACAUACUUUGAACAAAUCCUUGCAACUCAAUUGGAGUCAUAUGACAAACCCGAAGCUCCAGGUGACAUUAUACCAAUACUCAUGUUGCUGUCAUGCAUUGCGGAGAAUGUACCACAGACACGUGAUCCCCUGAAAGCAUUCACAUUCCCUCAUGAGCUAAUCAAGGAAACAGAUGAGCCCUUGUCCAUCUCUGUCGAAGCACCAAAGGAAUCAGUGUCACAAGGUAUUAGUGCAAGAUUGAUUCCAUUGAUGACAUCAAGUGAUAUUGGAUUGAAGCAUUUCUCUGCCGAGUACUUUUAUAACAUCUGUGAUCAAGAUCCAAAUGAACUGUGUAGACUCACUGGCUAUGGAAAUGCUGCUGGUCUACUGGUGACCAAGGGACUCAUGGCCUUGGGUGGCAAG
This is a messenger RNA of Acytostelium subglobosum LB1, 1278 nucleotides long. RefSeq lists its product as hypothetical. NCBI's taxonomy places the organism in Eukaryota, Evosea, Eumycetozoa, Acytosteliales, Acytosteliaceae. The annotation marks the transcript as partial. Gene Ontology annotation, biological process: G protein-coupled receptor signaling pathway. Gene Ontology annotation, cellular component: cytoplasm. The transcript has 5 exons. The record is from RefSeq and is a predicted model, not a curated record. Gene Ontology annotation, molecular function: guanyl-nucleotide exchange factor activity; G-protein alpha-subunit binding.